Molecule: messenger RNA, 1233 nt
Organism: Rosa rugosa (rugosa rose)
Lineage: Eukaryota; Viridiplantae; Streptophyta; Magnoliopsida; Rosales; Rosaceae
Product: histone-lysine N-methyltransferase, H3 lysine-9 specific SUVH4-like
Exons: 1
Coding region: 1-1233 (410 amino acids)
Cellular component (GO): nucleus
Molecular function (GO): protein binding; zinc ion binding; histone methyltransferase activity
Source: RefSeq, a predicted model, not a curated record
AUGGGCGCCUUAAAGGGCUCCACCGAUGAGCCUAGGGUUAGCCCCGGCCGGCAAAACCGUCGGAAACGGAUGUCAUCAACGGAUGCGAAGAAAGACGGGCGAAAGAAAGCCAAGGUUGAUGGUGAUACAGAGACUUUGGAGGUAAACAAUUUAGGGAUUAGUUGGUUUGCUCCAUUUACUGUUUUAAGCACGAGCUCUAUUAGCUCUUUUAGAAGCUUGAGAGAAACUCUUAGAGUUGACAAUCUAGUCAGUACUGAUCAGUUCCAUUUUACUCGUAAGAGUCAACGGGCUAUAGGUCAAGAGUCUUCUAGGGUUGUUGAGAAUGAGUUACCUGGGUUGGUCUGCAACGACCUUUGUAAUGGAAAAGAAAACAUAUGCAUCCCUGUUACCAAUGAAGUUGAUGUCCCUCCUGUAGCUCCCGAAAAGUUUGAGUAUCUCAGCUCCAUUGAAGUAGCAAAAAAUUUGGUCAUUCCGGCGAGUGCUGAGGGAUGUAAUUGCAAAGGGAAGUGUACUAAUACGAGGACUUGUUCGUGUGCUAGCCUCAAUGGAUCUGACUUUCCUUAUGUUCGGAAAGCCGGUGGCGGCAGAUUGUUUGAGCCUAAGGCUGUUGUUUUCGAGUGUGGUCCGAACUGUGGCUGCGGGCCCAAGUGUGUGAACCGCACUUCUCAGCAGGGAUUGAAGUACAGGCUUGAGGUUUAUAAGACACCCGACAAAGGCUGGGCUGUUAGGUCUUGGGAUUUUAUUCCCUCUGGUGGUUAUGUUUGCGAGUAUACUGGUGUUCUGAUGAAGACCAGUGAACUGGACAAUGUCUCCGUGAAUGAUUACUUUUUUGAAAUUGAUUGUGAGCAUACAAUGAAUGGGAUUGGAGUGAGGGAGAAGCGCCUGGGUGAAGUGCCCAUUCCAAAUGGUCUUGGUGCUAGCGAAGAUGGAGGUGGCAAGUUAUUAGAAGAAAGUGACCCUGACUAUUGUAUAGAUGCUGGAUCCAGAGGGAAUGUUGCUAGGUUUAUUAACCAUAGUUGUGAGCCGAAUCUGUUUGUGCAGUGUGUCUUGAGUUCUCACCAUGAUGUUAAACUAGCUAGAAUUGUGUUGUUUGCUUCCGAUGACAUACCUCCUAUGCAAGAGCUGACUUAUGACUAUGGCUAUGAGCUUGAUAGUGUCGUUGGUGCUGAUGGAAAAGUGAAAGAGUUGGCUUGUCAUUGUGGUACAGCGGACUGUCGGAAGCGUUUGUACUAG